AUGUCCAACUUAUUAGUCCAUAUCGAGUCCACGGACCAAUUCUCUGCCCUCCUCUCCUCAUCCAAGAUCGUUGUGGCCGACUUCUAUGCCGACUGGUGCGGCCCCUGCAAGCAAAUCGCCCCCAUCUUCGAAAAGCUGGCCGAGCAACUGUCUCGACCCAACCAGAUCACCUUCGCCAAAAUCGACACUGACAAACAGCAAGACAUCUCACGAUCAUAUGGCAUCCGAGCUCUGCCGACCUUCGUGAUCUUCAAGAAUGCCCAAGCAGUCAAAUUCAUUCAAGGCGCAGAUCGGGAGGGGCUGUCCAACGCGGUCAAGGACUUGGCCAAUGAGGCGAACAAGAUAGAAACGGGCGAGGGUAGUGGAAACUCGAAUGGUGACACGUGGCUGGGUGCAGAUUUACCAAGAGGAUACGGUGAUGUGACUGCUCAGGUCGACGUCGUGGGGUUGGAGCUACUGAACUGGGACUCCGAGCAUGGAAAUGCGAGAACGUUGAUCAGUGGCAGCAAACCCAAAGGACAAGCAGAGGCCAAGUCAGAUUGGGUCGAAAGUGACACGGACGAACAACUCAUGCUCUACCUUCCCUUCAUGUCUACACUGAAGAUUCACUCGUUACACCUCACGUCGCUGCCAGGCAACACAGAUGACGACACAUCCCCAAGCCGACCGAAGCUGCUCAAGAUCUACACCAAUAGACCUCGCAUCCUCGGUUUCGAUGAAGCAGAAGACACACAAGUAGCGCAAGAGAUCACACUAUCGGACAAAGAUUGGGAUGCAAAGACCGGCACUGCAAAGAUUGAACUCCGCAUUGUCAAAUUCCAGAACGUGUACAGCCUGGUUUUAUUCGUGGUGGAGAGUGAGGGUGACAACGAGAAGGUCCGGAUCGAUCGCAUCCGAGUCAUUGGUGAGACAGGGGAGAAGAGGGAUGGGAAGAUUGAGAAGAUUGCAGCAGACGAUUGA
Molecule: messenger RNA, 960 nt
Organism: Cladophialophora psammophila CBS 110553
Lineage: Eukaryota; Fungi; Ascomycota; Eurotiomycetes; Chaetothyriales; Herpotrichiellaceae
Exons: 2
Coding region: 1-960 (319 amino acids)
Molecular function (GO): protein-disulfide reductase activity
Source: RefSeq, a predicted model, not a curated record